AUUGGCUAAAUUUUUUCAUAAAAUUUGAGGAGUCUGUCAGUCAAGUCAACUCGACGAUUUCUGCAAUUUUUUGUCUUCUGUCUUGUGUGUGUGUUAUCUUGCCGGUGCUGAUGUGUAUUAGCUGCUAAUUAAUGUUGUUUUAGUAAUAAAUAACUUCAACAAGAUGACCCUACUAAGUAGUAAGCGGUUUUUAUUGAGUGCUCUGCUCCUGAGCCUCGGAGCCAGCCUGGCGCUGGCUGAGGAACAAGAUGCGGAUGAGGCAACAGUUGAGACUGUAGAGGAAGCAGAGACCUACCACAGUCCCCAAGUGGACAAAGACAAGGCAUUCUUCAUGGAACACUUUGAUGACCAGGAAGCCUUUGAAAAGAAAUGGGUCAAGUCUGAAGCCAAGAAGAAGGGUGUCGCUGAAGAAAUAGCCAAGUAUGAUGGCCUAUGGCAGAUAACCACCCCUAUCAAGAAGGCGUUCAACGCAGACCUCGGUCUAGUGCUGGCUACAGAGGCCAAGCAUGCAGCUGUAUCGGCCCUGCUUGACCGCCCCUUUGUGUUUGGAGACAAGCCACUGGUAGUGCAGUAUGAAGUCACUAUGCAGGCUGGCCAAAUCUGCGGUGGAGCCUACCUCAAGCUCCUCUCCAAAGGCACAGACACUAAGGCGGACCUCCGUUCCUUCCACGACCAGACCCCCUACACCAUCAUGUUCGGGCCAGACAAGUGUGGGUCGGACAACAAGCUGCACUUCAUAUUCAGACACCGCAACCCGGUCAACGGGUCUAUCGAGGAGAAGCAUAGCAAGAAGCCUACUGAGCGUCUAGAAGAGAUCUACAAGGAUAAGGCGCCUCAUUUGUAUACGCUGAUCGUUUCACCAGACAAUACCUAUUCCAUCAUGAUUGACAACAAAGAGGUGUCAUCAGGCUCUCUGCUGGAAGACUUCACGCCGCCCGUGAACCCUCCCGACGAGAUCGACGACCCCAACGACGUGAAGCCCGUCGACUGGGACGAGAGGGAGAAGAUAGUAGACAGUAGCGCAGUGAAGCCCGAGGACUGGGACGAGUCAGCCCCCGCUCAGAUCCCCGACCCCGACGCCGUCAAGCCCGACGGCUGGCUGGACCACGAACCUGUUAACAUACCAGACCCCGAAGCCAAGAAGCCUGAGGACUGGGACGCGGACAUGGACGGCGAGUGGGAGGCGCCGCUCAUCGACAACCCGGCUUGUAGCGUCGGCUGCGGCGAGUGGAAGCCGCCGCUCAUACCGAACCCGAGCUUUAAGGGCAAAUGGCGGCCUCCUCUCAUCACGAACCCCAACUACAAGGGCCGCUGGGCGCCGCGCAAGAUCCCCAACCCCGACUACUUCUACGACGACCAGCCAUUCAAGAUGACGCCUAUCCACGCAAUAGGCUUCGAGCUGUGGUCCAUGUCUCCGAACCUCCUCUUCGACAACCUCAUCAUCACGGACGACCCCGCCACGGCCGAACAGUUCGCUGCCCAGACGUUCGCGCCCAAACUGAGCGCGCUCACCAAGUAUGAGGAGUCGUUCUUGGACGCGGCGGUGCAGUUCGUGGCCGCCAACCCGUGGGUGUGGGCUGUCGUCGUGCUACUCAUACUGGUCGUCAUCGUGAUAUAUAUCUACGUGAGGGCUGGGCCUGAUGAGGACGUAGAAGAAGCGCUCAAGAAGGCCGACGCCAUGACGCCUGAUGACCUCUUGGAUGAGGAGGAGCAGGAGGCGCGCGGCGGCAAGGCGAGCCUCGAGGAACCCGCUGAUGACGAGGAGCAUUCUACCCUCCGGAAACGGAAGAAGGACGACGGGUCCGGAGACGCGUCCAAGAAGAAAGACGAGGAGUGAGGAACAGACACAUUCUGUUAGUUUAAAUUAUUAUUCAAGUUUCACCAACGAAAUAGACGUAUGGUUAGCUAAAUAUAUAAUGUACGCCACUGAAACACAACCUGUAAAGACUGUAUGUAUCGAUGUUUUCAAUAUAUCUUCCACCCAUCAGCCUCAGAAUCAAACUUUUUGUCUGGGUUGGCAAUGGCAUACAUAUAUCUUCUGCUGACUGUACACGAUUCUGAAUCUAGACGCUUUUUCAAGGAUACUUACGUGCCUUUGUAAAGGAAGUAGAUAGUGUGAACUAAAGUCAAAUAUUCGUAAUUUGUCGUGAUUCAGAACCGUGUAUUCCCACUGUGCAAUAGAUUGGUUAAUUAGCGAUUUCCACGAAUUUCGCUAACCAAAGAAAUAAGGUAAUAUAUUAUAUUGUUUUAUUUUCUCCUGUUUAAUUUAUGUUUUUUUUCUUGUUGUGAAACAUGUUCUAAAUAAAGGGAACAAAGUAUUGAGUAUUAAAUAUGUUUUACUAUUAAUUGUAAUAGUAUAAUAUAUGUCGGCGUUGAUCGCCGUAGUUUUUGUAGAAAUGCCUCGUAUAUCGGCAUGUUAUUCGCGUGAGAAUUCGGUAUAGACUGAUUUUAUUAUGCGACGCGUCGGCUUAUAUACUCGCUUACCCCCUCUCCUACUCUAAAGGAAGUGACGUCAUACUCAUAUUAUCACCGGAAGUGCUAAAGGUGCGUGGAUAUAGGUGUCUCGAAAUAUUGGAAUGCUUUAUGUAGUGGACGCGUCGACAUAUAUUAUUAUUUUAAAAGCAGUCGUAAGAGUCAUUGAUUUCGCAUUUAUGUUGUAUAAAUAGAACUCGGAGGUAUUUCUACCUCAAAUGAUUGUCAUAAUAUUAUAUGUAUUUAAAAUAAUCCUAUAUUUACGGUUUGAAAGCUUACAAUAAUUGGAUAGGGUGUACAUUUUACUACUUAACCUGUAGAUAAAUUUAUCUUUGUCCUAUGCAAUUUUUAAUUAACCUAUAUGUUAGAACAAAAUUUCAUACUCUUUGGAAGUUGGCAUACAUAUGUAGAUAAUUUUGUGCAGAUUUUCCUACUACGUUCAACUGUCUCUAGGUAUAUUUCUAUGUAUCAUUAUAAUGCAAUUUUGCGUUCUCACUGUUCUGGUUUUUCACUAAAUGUGUAAAAUAAAUGUGUGUACAAGUAAAUAAUAUAAUAGGCUAUUAGCAUAGGUGUCUGUAAGAGUUGAAUACGUUUUGUGUUACGUUAAUUUGGCAUUGUGUUGCGAUCCCGUGUGAGAUAGUAUAUAUGAGCUGCAAUAUAAUAUAUAAUAAUAUAUAAAUGUACGUGAAUGAUAAACAAUAAAUUCGGAUGGAUUUGUAA
Plutella xylostella (diamondback moth) is the source of this 3192-nucleotide messenger RNA. The record is from RefSeq and is a predicted model, not a curated record. Lineage: Eukaryota; Metazoa; Arthropoda; Insecta; Lepidoptera; Plutellidae.